AUGCCCGACCAAGUUCUUGACGAUAUUUCGCAUCGCCGAUACAACCCGUUGACCGGGUCAUGGCUCUUGGUAUCGCCUCAUCGUACUAAGCGCCCUUGGCAGGGCCAGCAAGAGGCACCAUCCAAGAAUGUGCUUCCCGAGUACGACCCCAAGUGUUACCUAUGCCCCGGCAAUCAGCGUGCGCAAGGAGACAGCAACCCGCAAUACAAGAAUACCUUCACCUUUGUCAACGACUAUAGCGCGGUGAAGGAGCAGCAACAGGAAUACAAUCCCGAGGCUAACAAAGAUGACGUUUCCUCCCUCCUCCUGAGGGCUCAACCCGUCACCGGCCGGUGUUAUGUCCUCACAUUCUCCCCCAAGCAUGACAUCACGCUUGCCGACAUGACGGCCGCCGAGAUCCUGCCCGUCAUCCAGACCUGGACGCGCAUUUACGCCAGCCACCUAUCGACCACCAGCCCUCUCAAGGUUCAGGCCGACAAGAUUCUCGCCACGAUCCCAGCCAACCCGGAUGGCGAGGUCGACCCGCCCCAAAACCAGCUGCGCUACAUGCAAAUCUUUGAGAACAAGGGCGCCGCCAUGGGCUGCUCCAACCCACACCCACACUGCCAGAUUUGGACGACCAGCACGCUGCCGGAGGAGCCUAGCAAGGAACUCGCAGAAAUGUCUAAGUACAGGGCUGAAAACGGGCGGCAUCUGCUUGCGGACUACACCAAGCUCGAGAUCGAGAAGCAGGAGCGUGUGGUUUGGCAGAACGGCGGCUUCCUCGUUGUGUGUCCGUGGUGGGCCGUCUGGCCGUUCGAAGUGAUCAUUAUCGCGAAGCGCCACGUUCGUGCGCUGGUUGAUCUCACCGACGAGGAGCGGCUGCAGUUCGCCGAGGCUGUGCAGGAAGUUACCAGACGCUAUGACAACCUCUUCGAGACGAACUUCCCAUACAGCUCCGGCAUUCACCAAGCGCCGCUUGACUGCACUGAGGAGGAAGCCGAAAACAGCUGGUUUCACAUGCACUUUUACCCGCCUCUCCUCCGCUCCGCCACCGUCCGCAAGUUCCUCGUCGGAUACGAGCUGAUGGCCGAGCCUCAACGGGACAUCACCCCUGAGCAGGCCGCUGCGCGACUGAGGGGCUGUGAUGGGGAGCUGUACCGCAAGUCGCUCAACUGA
Chaetomium globosum CBS 148.51 is the source of this 1158-nucleotide messenger RNA. Its product is annotated as galactose-1-phosphate uridylyltransferase. Lineage: Eukaryota; Fungi; Ascomycota; Sordariomycetes; Sordariales; Chaetomiaceae. The coding region runs from base 1 to 1158 and encodes 385 amino acids. Gene Ontology annotation, biological process: beta-D-galactose catabolic process via UDP-galactose, Leloir pathway. The record is from RefSeq and is a predicted model, not a curated record. The transcript has 4 exons. Gene Ontology annotation, molecular function: UDP-glucose:hexose-1-phosphate uridylyltransferase activity; zinc ion binding. Gene Ontology annotation, cellular component: cytoplasm.